Molecule: messenger RNA, 1302 nt
Organism: Scomber japonicus (chub mackerel)
Lineage: Eukaryota; Metazoa; Chordata; Actinopteri; Scombriformes; Scombridae
Gene: nmur1a
Product: neuromedin U receptor 1a
Exons: 2
Coding region: 1-1302 (433 amino acids)
Biological process (GO): G protein-coupled receptor signaling pathway
Cellular component (GO): plasma membrane
Molecular function (GO): neuromedin U receptor activity
Source: RefSeq, a predicted model, not a curated record
AUGUCAACUAAUAACUGCUCUUUUGAUCUAAUGGCUGAAAAAGGCAAGUGGGGUUGUCUUCCAGGGGAAAAGUGUCUCAAUCUCACCUCUUACAUGAACUUCAGCCAAGCCGAUCUGGAGGAUGUGUGUUUGACCGAAGAAGAGUAUCUAGACAAAUAUCUGGGGCCUCGUCGUUCAUCUGUGUUCCUCCCCGUCUGCCUCAUCUACAUGAUUAUAUUUAUUGUAGGUGUGGUGGGAAAUGUGCUAACAUGCACUGUCAUUGCACGCAACAAAGUGAUGUGGACGCCAACAAACUACUACUUGUUCAGCCUGGCAGUGUCAGACCUGCUAGUACUGCUGCUCGGCAUGCCAUUAGAGCUUUAUGAGCUGUGGCAGAAUUACCCUUUCCUUCUGGGGAAGGGAGGCUGCUACUUUAAAACCUUUCUAUUCGAGACCGUCUGUUUGGCAUCCAUCCUCAAUGUCACGGCACUGAGCGUGGAGCGCUACAUUGCUGUGGUGCACCCACUACGUGCAAAAUAUGUUGUAACGCGCACCCAUGCCAAGCGGGUCAUCCUGACGGUGUGGGGUGUGUCAGUGUUGUGUGCCGUUCCCAACACAAGUUUGCACGGGAUUGCCACCCUUUACAGACAUUUUAUCAAUCCUGGCAGGAACAUAAAUGUGGAGCUCCCUGACACAGCGAUCUGUACAGUGGUGAAACCACGCUGGAUAUACAACCUGACCAUCCAGGCGACCACCUUCCUAUUUUUCAUUAUGCCCAUGCUCACCAUCAGCGUGCUCUACAUGCUCAUUGGGCUGCAACUGAAGCGGGAAAAGAUGCAUCAGGCACUGGAAGCAAAGUCGGGCUUUGGUCAGGACAGCUUCUGUAACAUCCGUACUCAGCAGCAGAAGGCUCGCCGACGUCAGGUCACUAAAAUGUUGUUUGUUUUAGUGGUGGUGUUUGGAAUCUGUUGGGCCCCAUUUCACACUGAUCGCCUUAUGUGGAGUUUCAUCAAUAACUGGACUGACAGCCAACACGAAAUCUUUCAGUAUGUGCACAUCAUCUCUGGAGUUUUUUUCUACCUCAGCUCAGCAGUCAACCCAGUCCUAUACAACCUUAUGUCCACACGCUUUCGAGAGAUGUUCAAGGAGGUCAUGUGCCAUCGGCCACACCACAUUACUCCCAGAAAACACUCACUUAGCGUCACCCGGGUGACCCUCCGCAGCACCCUGAGUGAUGCUCCACUCAGCAAUGGAACUGCCGUUGUUGAAGCUGAGGCAGAAGAUGGAGAAGGCCGGAUGAAAGAUGAGACCAGUUUUUCAUAA